Venturia canescens is the source of this 2393-nucleotide messenger RNA. RefSeq names its product Cell division cycle 6 (gene Cdc6). Gene Ontology annotation, cellular component: nucleus. The record is from RefSeq and is a predicted model, not a curated record. The coding region runs from base 363 to 2018 and encodes 551 amino acids. NCBI's taxonomy places the organism in Eukaryota, Metazoa, Arthropoda, Insecta, Hymenoptera, Ichneumonidae. The transcript is spliced from 4 exons. Gene Ontology annotation, molecular function: ATP hydrolysis activity; DNA replication origin binding. Gene Ontology annotation, biological process: DNA replication initiation; mitotic DNA replication checkpoint signaling; cell division.
UGCACUGACUGCACUUGUUGCUUGACAAAAGCCUUAUAGUUUGAGGAGUGAAUUAUUCGGACUCAUGCUCGGGACGGUUGUGUAAAUAUCGAUUUACCACGUCAGCGAGAUUUUUGAUUGUGAAGUAAAAGAAAUUAAAACUGAUGGUACUAAAACCGCGGACUCGGACAAAGUGAAAUUUGUGACUUGUGGAAUAAUCGAGCUCUUCGCGUGUGAAAAAGUUGCGUCGCGUCGCAGCUGCAUCGUUGAAAAAACACUGUAUUUUAACAAUCUUUUUUUAUACAUGAAUUGCAAAUAAGUGCUUUUUAAAAUUGAAAAUAAUCAAAAAAGGGAAUAAAUUAAUUUUUUCGAUAACCUUCAAAAUGAUGCACGUUCAGCCCAAGCUGGAUUUUCCAAUUCGCAAAAAAUCGACGUUUUAUGGAGCCAAAGAAAAUUCUCCGACACAAGAUUUUACUAAUGCUACUUUGAGAUUAACUCCAAGUACAAGAUACACCCCGAAAGUAAAAAAAAUUGUUGCAAUCAGCAGCAGUAGUGAGUCUGACUCUGAUUUCGAUGUCGAAAAUACCGAUUCGAAAAACAUUAAAAAUACGCCACGCAAGCGUGUCAAUGCUACAAGAACCCCAAGAAGAACGAGGAAAAUCUCGGACAGUAGCGAAGAUGAGCAUGGAUCGACUCCGCCGAAACAGAAGAAAGGUGGCAAGCAGCCUAUGACUCCAUCAGGACUCUUGGACCGUUUGAAUCUGGAAGAUUUGUCAGGAACAGCAGAAAAAUUGACACCUAAAAGGUUAUUUCCUUCGGCAAAGUAUCAGAACGCAAGGCGAGCGCUGCACAGUUCGGCGCCAGAGAAUCUGCCAGGCAGAGAGUCAGAGCUUUCACAAUUGCGUACUUUUCUCUCAGAACACUUGGCCAGUGAAAGUUCAGGUUCACUGUACGUCUCAGGUCCACCAGGAACAGGAAAAACUGCAUGCUUAUCAUGUAUCAUGAGAGAAAAAGAGUUCAGCAAGCAUUUUCAGACGAUUUAUGUAAAUUGCACAUCAAUGAAGUCCGCAAGUACAAUUUAUUCGAAAAUAAUACAAGAGCUUGGACUGCCCUGCACGAAAUCUGGAAGAAACAGUAAAUCAACUAUCGAAAAGUAUCUUGUCAAAUCGCACAAAAUGAUUUUGUUGAUAUUGGAUGAAAUUGAUCAACUGGAGAGCUCAAGACAGUCUGUUCUUUACUCCAUUUUCGAGUGGCCUUCUCUUGCAAAUUCCAAAUUAAUUCUCGUCGGUAUUGCCAAUGCGCUUGAUCUCACCGAUCGAAUUUUACCAAGACUCCAAGCAAGGUGCGAACUCAAACCAAAAUUAAUGCACUUUGCGCCUUACAACAAACGACAAAUCGCUGAUAUCAUCACUCAACGUUUGAGCGAAGCCAAUGUUAGCGAUGUUUUCACAAACACUGCUGUGCAAUUACUCGCUGGUAAAGUUGCGGCCAUAUCAGGUGAUGUCAGACGUGCUCUUGACAUCAGCAGACGAGUCAUUGAACUCUCAGAGACUGAAAAAAUGACACAGGUUUUGAAACCAAACGUUGACAAUGAAAUGAACAGUGGAAGUCCAAAAAAACAACAACCAGCGGUGGAUCGACCUGUCGAUCUCAAAGAAGUUGUUAAAGUAUUGAACGGCGUUUAUGGCGGUUCGCAGAAUAUUGAUGAGGACGAAAGCACGUUUCCACUUCAGCAAAAAGUUUUAUUAUGCUCGUUAAUGCUAAUCCUCAACAAGGGCAGAAACAAGGACGUAACUAUUUCCAAAUUGCACGAAGUCUACACAAAAGUUUGUCGCAAGCGCAACAUUUACGCAGUUGACAUGUCCGAAUUUGUGAGUCUUUGCUCGCUAAUUGAGACUCGAGGAGUUGUGCGACUCACGACGAAGAAGGAGCCGAGAUUAUCAAAAGUUAAUUUACAAUGGGACCAGGAAGAAUUGGCAGCAGCAUUGCAAGACAAACAGAUGAUGUACGGUAUAAUGAACGACGAGACGUGUCUCUAGCCGUUGAAUCGAUACAAUCAUAAAGAAAUAGAUAUACAAUUUUGAUAAAUUAAUAUAUUAAUUGCACGUUUCGAAGCAUCACGAAGAAUGAAAGAAGAGUGAAGGGAUUUUCAUUUGUUUUUACUUUUAAAAUGCGUUCACAACAAAGUUGAGUAAUUUGUGAACACUCGAGAGUUUGUUGGGUGAAUUUUUUGAUAUAAUUACUAUUAAUUUUAAUAUAAUAAUAAUAAUAAUAAUUAAUAUUUUUAAUGUUUCUAACGGUUUUUCCUUAUGAAUCUUUUGCUCCGAACGAUUCACUUUUGAGGGAGUUUUUUUUCAAUUAAAUUUUUGAUGUACAUACUGUUUUUAAAACUAAUAAAAAUUGUUGAAUCUGUA